Molecule: messenger RNA, 2111 nt
Organism: Ceratotherium simum simum (southern white rhinoceros)
Lineage: Eukaryota; Metazoa; Chordata; Mammalia; Perissodactyla; Rhinocerotidae
Source: RefSeq, a predicted model, not a curated record
CCCGCUCCCCCGGCGCCCCGCCCCGUCCGGCCGCGGCUUGCUCCCUGUGUUACCCCGGCGCCCAGGACCCCCGACGCCCCUGUCUCCUCUGCUCGCCGGGUCCGCCCAUGGGCCCCGCCGCUCGCCCCGCGCUAAGGUCGCCUCCACCGCCUCCUCCGCCGCCGCUGUCGCCGCUACUGCUGCUGCUGCCCCUGCUGCCGCUCUGGCUGGGCCUGGCGGGCCCCGGGGCCGCGGCUGACGGCAGCGACCCCGCGGCCAGGGCGGGGCGGGGCGGGGCCCGCGCCGUGCGGGUGGACGUGCGGCUUCCGCGGCAGGACGCUCUGGUGCUGGAGGGCGUCAGGAUCGGCCCCGAGGCCGACCCGGCGCCCCCGCUGGGCGGCCGCCUGCUGCUGAUGGACAUCGUGGAUGCUGAGCAGGAGGUGCCUGUAGAAGGCUGGAUUGCAGUGGCGUACGUGGGCGAGGAGCAGGCGGCCCAGAUCCAUCAGGAGAGUCAGGGCAGCGGCCCGCAGGCCUAUCCCAAGGCCCUGGUCCAGCAGAUGCGACGGGCGCUCUUCCUGGGAGCCUCUGCCCUGCUUCUCCUCAUCUUGAACCACAACGUGGUCCGAGAGCUAGACAUAUCCCAGCUUCUGCUCAGGCCAGUGAUUGUCCUCCAUUAUUCUUCCAAUGUCACCAAGCUGUUGGAGGCACUGCUGCAGAGGACCCAGGCCACGGCUGAGAUCACCAGCGGAGAGUCCCUGUCGGCCAACAUCGAGUGGAAGCUGACCCUGUGGACCACCUGUGGCCUCUCCAAGCAUGGCUACGGAGGAUGGCAGGACUUGGUGUGCCUGGGAGGCAGUCGGGCCCAGGAGCAGAAGCCGCUGCAGCAGCUGUGGAAUGCCAUCUUGCUGGUGGCCAUGCUCCUGUGCACAGGCCUCGUGGUCCAGGCCCAGCGGCAGGCGUCGCGGCAGAGCCAGCGGGAGCCUGGAGGCCAGGUGGACAUGCUCAAGCGCCGCGUGGUGCGCAGACUGGCGUCCCUCAAGACCCGGCGCUGCCGGCUGGGCAGGGCGCCACAGGGCCCCCUGGAGCCUGGCGCUGAGACUUGCGCCGUGUGUCUGGACUACUUCUGCAACAAGCAGUGGCUCCGGGUGCUGCCCUGUAAGCAUGAGUUUCACCGAGACUGCGUGGACCCCUGGCUGAUGCUCCAGCAGACCUGCCCACUGUGCAAAUUCAACGUCCUGGGUGAGCACCAAGGGUGGGGGCCCUUGGCCGGCUUCACUGGGUCCCCAUCUGAUGCCUCCCUCCCUGUUCUUUUUCCUUCUCCCCUGCAGGGAACCGCUACUCAGAUGAUUAGCAGCCCCAGCUGGGUCUCUGCAUGUGGGGAAGGGACCCCCUCCCGCCUGCACCCUGGCUCUGGCCUGGGCUCCUGGAACAGGACAGCAAGCCCUGUGGGUGGGAGGAAGGAUAGGGGCCCUCCCCUGCUGAGAGGCAAGGCGCUCUACCACAUCCACAUUGGGAAGGAGGGCCACAGCCCCCAGGCCGAGGAUGCAGGGCCUGGACUUGCCAGGAAGACAGGCCGCAUUGGGGGCCUUCUCUGCCAUCCUGGGGUGUCCGUGUCUGCCUUCUUGCAGGCAGCUCCUGGGACCCUGGGCAGGGGUCUGGGGAGAGGGUGUGGAGCAGUGCAGCUGUUCUCAGGGCUCCGGGAGCUCUCCAGCCUGCUUGUCAGGGCAUCCCUGGGGGCUGAGGCUGCAGUGGUCGGGUUUUGUGCUUAUUUAUUGGGGGGGUGAGUUGGGGGAGGAGCCAUCUGGCCUUGGGGGCACCUUAGCCUGACCACCUUUCAGGACCCAUCUUGGUCAAGGCUGUGAUGUUAAACCCAGAGGCCCCUCCACUCUCUGCUGCCCUUGGUCCUUGGACACUGGGAGCCGCAGGUUCCACUGCCUGACCGGCCGGGCUCCCUCCUCAGGCCUGGCUGGGACCAGAGGCCUUAGAAACCAUCCAGUCCUGUGCUGCUCAGCAGGGCUACGGGUUGCUGACCAGGAUACUUGAAGCCACAGGAUAAAUGUGGGGCAUCUUCCAGAGGCAUCCAUUUUUUUAGAAGAUAGGGGAGGUUUAAUAUUAAAAUAAACAUGUAUAUA